GGAUGAAUUUUAAAACAGACAAUCAACAUUCAACAAGAUUGGUUUAUUCAUUGAGAAGGCAAUUUUCAUACCAAAUGGAACCUGAUUAUAAGUCAAAAGCCAUCAAAUUACGAUCCAAAGGAAUCAAGCCUCUACAGUUUACAUCGUUAUACAAUCAAAGUCCAAUUCUCAUGGAAAUUACUGGUUAACUAUGAUUACAAGAUUAACCCAUGAAUACUAAUUGUUCAUAUUUGUUUAUUUACACAAGCCAGUCAAUUUAUUUUGAUCUUACCUUCAACUUACCCUCUGUGUUGGAUAUUAUCAAGAAAAUAGCUGUCCUACACUCAACUGGUUUCAAUCCUGCUGGUAAUUUAGUGACAUUCCGACAAGGCCCUGUCAUUGUAAUUCAUAUCUAAAAUCAUCCAGCUUUGUUCACCAUAGUAACGUGCGUUAUUUUACUGUCAACUUCAAGAUUCAAUUCAAAAUCAAAUUACAACCAAGAAAAGGAAUAUAAUUACAAUGUGAUUACAUUUUAAAUUCAAAAGAUUGUCCAAUAACAACUAAACCUGGUCUGGUUAAGAUUAACGUUUGUUCAAUUUUAGUGAUAAGAUUGCUGUUUCAUCGAGGAAUCAAAGCUGAUAUUGGAAUUACUCCUUAAUCAUUAUUGAAACCUUAUUUACAUUAAUUUCAAGUCAUGCAAAAUUAUUCCAUCAUUAGUCAAGAAUAAGCUGUUGAUUUAGCUUUUGUCUGCGGUGACAAGAUCAACAGUUUGAAUAAAAUUUGUCUGAUCUUCAUUUCAAUGAAUUAACUAAAAAUUUUCUCAAGUCUGUAGCAUUAAACUCAAGUCUUUACUUAAAUCUCCAUUUAAGACUGUUUCCUCUGAAUAUUGGAGAAGCUGCUCAGAUUAAUUUACAAUGAACCUGGAUUGUAAGUUGGAACUAUCAGUUGAACCAUGAACUCUGAAUGUGUCAAAUGUUGUUGACCUGCGCCUGAUUAUUGAUUACUGCCUGUUAAAUCAAUUGUUGGCCAUGUAAAGUCAACUUACUAAGCCUUUCCAUCUCAUCAUGUUUAUAUUUAUAUUCAACUAUUUCCGUUUCAAUUGAAACAUUUUAUUAAAUACAAUUUACCACAAAAAAUGAUGAAAAUAACCUUUACUAUUAACCUAAUCAAACAACCAAUUGUAUAGAUCAAUCAUUAUAACCCAAAAACUGGUUGAUAAACAAUAGUUAUCCAAAUUUAAUAUCAUCACCGGUAAACUGUAAAUUAUUAUCAUUUUAAAAUGGUUUGUUAAUCACUAUGAAUAGCAAUGGAUCAAAAUUAUGCCUCCAUCAAAACAAAUCGACAUUUACUCGUUAAAUUUCAUUUCAUCCUCUAAUCCGCUAUUGAGUGAUGAAUAAUCCUCGUGAAAAUUACGAGAUUAAUGGAUUAUUUGAGUUGAAUGGUCGAUCAUCUACUAAUUAUGACACCGCUGAUGAAAGGUGCAAUCCUAAUUAUAACAAUGGUCAAGAUGAGGUUUUAUUGACAAACCAUCAAACAUCAAAUGUCCAGAGGAGCAACUCUAAUCACAGUGAUGUUGAUUGUGUUUUACCAUAUCGAUUUUUUGAUGAACAAACAUCUUAUUUCAAAGAUGGCAAGAGUAAAAUAGAUUAUAUUCUGGUUUAUGAAGAGAGGACGAGAUCAAAUGUAUCUUUUGAAACUCAAGAUGAAACCAUUGUUAGAGCUCGUAAAGAGCGUAAAGAGCGUAAAUAUCGUGAAAGAUUUAUCAACAAUUUACGUAAAAUUGGUUUGCUGAUAGAGGAAGAAGUUUUACCGGGAAGAUUGGAAGUUGAUCUCGAUGUUAGAGCCCGUAAUGGAUCCACGAGAAGUAACCAAAGCCGAAAAGUCAAUAAUGGAAACGAUGUUGAUGCUCAAAAUUUUGCCCGAUCCAGUCCAACUAUUUAUUUUUUCAAAAUAUCCAUACCAUGGCCAGUAUUAGCUCAAUAUGCUGAAAAAUUGAAUGUCCGAGCUCCUCUUCAAGCUUAUCCAUCACUGUUUCACGAUUGGUCCAGUAAUAUUUUUCGAAUCUUAAAGAUAUCAAAUCCACUUUACAUUGACGUUCCCAACAAGCCAUUACAGUAUUUUACUUGUCCUUUCAAAAUAUCUAAAAUUGACCGUUUCCUAAACCACGAUGAACCAGAUACAAUUUUCACCACCAACCAACGAAUUCGCCUGGUUCAUGAAAUACUUCAAUCAACCGUUUACGGUCAUAGGAAACGAGCUCAAAUAGGAAUUGCACGGAUGCUGAAUGAGGAAAUUUUUACGGGCGCUUUUCCUCUACAUGAAGGACCUUACAAGAGUAAAGAAUACAUUGAUCCCAAUGAAAUGAACAAGCGUCAAGUUUUAUAUCAAUACUGGGCCCGGUGGAGUUGCUGGUAUAAAUAUCAACCUUUGGAUCAUGUUCAACAAUAUUUUGGUGAAAAGAUUGCGAUAUAUUUUGCUUGGUUAGGUUUUUAUACUAGCUGGCUUUUGCCUGCAGCAGUUGUUGGUUUACUUGUUUUUAUCUAUGGUGUUGCAACUAUUGGCCAAGAUGUUGUAUCGAAAGAAAUCUGUGAAAGUGGCACCAAAUAUCGAAUGUGUCAAAACUGUGAUGAACCUGGUUGUCCAUACGAGUAUAUCAGUCAAACCUGUUUCUUUGCUCGACUGUCAUAUUUAUUUGACCAACCUGGAACAGUAUUUUACUCAAUAUUUGUCUCAUUUUGGGCUGUUGCUUUUCUAGAGUACUGGAAGCGUAAGAGUGCAUCUCUAUCUUAUCAUUGGGAUGUGAUGAGUUUUGAAGAGGAGGAAAAAUCUCGACCUGAAUUUGUCGCUAGAGCACCUUUCAUCAAACGAAAUCCAAUAACUGGUCUACAAGAGCCGAGCUUUCCAAACCGAAUUCGCUAUCAGCGUAUGGCUGCUGGUCUCAUGUUAAUUGCACUAAUGUUAAGUUUGGUUGUUGUUUUUGUCGUUGCCGUGAUAAUUUAUCGUUUAUUGGUAUCAAUACCUCUUUUUAUGAACCCAAAUUUAUCAGGAUGGGCUUCUAUCAUUGCAAGUUCAACUGGAGCUCUUGCCAAUCUCAUAUUUAUCAUGCUUCUGAGUCCUGUUUAUGAAAAAUUAGCUUUCCGUUUAACUCAAUGGGAAAUGCAUCGAACUCAAACUGAAUUUGAUAACCAUUUGACUUUUAAAGUUUUCAUCUUUCAAUUUUUCAAUUACUACUCAUCAAUAUUUUAUAUUGCCUUCUUCAAAGGCAAGUUUAUCGGCACUCCUGGUAAUUAUGCACAAAUAUUGGGAUUGAGAAAUGAAAAUUGUUCCAAUAAUGGCUGCCUUGGUGAAUUGGCUCAACAAUUGGGAGUUAUUAUGAUUGGUAAACAGAUUAUCAACAAUGCCCAAGAGAUAUUGUGGCCUAAAAUGAAAACAUGGUGGCAUCAGCGUCGAACUAACAUACCUUCUCGAAGAGAGGGUGGAAAGGAAGGAAUGACUAGAUGGGAACUCGAUUAUUCAUUGCUUCCUUAUGAAGGCUUAUUCGAGGAAUAUCUUGAGAUGGUUCUUCAGUUUGGUUUCAUAACAAUAUUUGUGGCUGCUUUCCCUUUGGCUCCUUUCUUUGCACUUUUAAACAAUUGGGUUGAGAUACGAUUAGAUGCACAAAAGUUGGUCUGUCAGACUCGUCGACCUAUUCCAGAGCGAGCACAAAAUAUUGGCAUUUGGUUUUCAAUACUUACCUUUCUUGCUCAAAUAGCGGUUAUCAGUAAUGCCUUUCUCAUCGCAUUUACAUCAGACUUUUUGCCCAAACUGGUUUAUUCAUUUGAAAAUAACUUUUCACUCCAUGGUUAUCUUGAUUUUAGCCUUUCUUGGGCACCAGCAAAUACAACAUCUUUACCAUGUCGUUAUCGUGAUUUUCGUGAUCCAAAUGGUAAUCUGACGUUAACAUAUUGGAAAUUAAUGUUUGUUCGGAUUGCAUUUGUUUGCAUCUUUGAACACGUCGUUUUUUCUGUCUCAAAAUUGAUCGAUGUAAUUGUGCCUGAUGUGCCUCGACGACUGGAGGUUCAAAUUAAACGAGAAAGAUAUUUAGCUAAGCAAGCUUUGGCUGAUUCAGAUACGAUAUUACAGGCUGCAACAGAAAAAAUAGCUUCAACCAUGAUGAGACAAAUUUCACGUCAAUCAAAUCAUUAGUGUUCAAAGGGCCAUAAGCAGUCUAAAUGCAUAUCUGUCAACCUUUUCUGUUAAGAACAAUGUUUAACGUUAAAUGGGUGAAUUCGGUCAAAACCUCGUUCGAGAGACGAAUCUGGAAUGAAAUUUUUCAGGCUAUAUCUCAUUUAAUAAUUGAAAUAAAAGUUUUGACUUGAAACCAUCAA
Molecule: messenger RNA, 4346 nt
Organism: Tetranychus urticae (two-spotted spider mite)
Lineage: Eukaryota; Metazoa; Arthropoda; Arachnida; Trombidiformes; Tetranychidae
Product: anoctamin-7
Biological process (GO): chloride transmembrane transport
Cellular component (GO): plasma membrane
Molecular function (GO): protein dimerization activity; chloride channel activity
Source: RefSeq, a predicted model, not a curated record